Morone saxatilis (striped sea-bass) is the source of this 2488-nucleotide messenger RNA. RefSeq names its product matrix metallopeptidase 11a (gene mmp11a). The record is from RefSeq and is a predicted model, not a curated record. Gene Ontology annotation, cellular component: extracellular matrix. Gene Ontology annotation, biological process: proteolysis; collagen catabolic process; extracellular matrix organization. Lineage: Eukaryota; Metazoa; Chordata; Actinopteri; Moronidae. Bases 128 to 1567 code for a protein of 479 amino acids. The transcript has 8 exons. Gene Ontology annotation, molecular function: metalloendopeptidase activity; zinc ion binding.
CUGAGUCUAUUUAAAGAGAAGUCGCCCCGGAUCCUGCAGCCGUGUGACUCCCGGCAUUGCGCAUCGCACUCAGCUGCGCCAAAACCUGCCUGCCUGUGCACCACCACGGCUCGCGACGGCGGUGAGGAUGCGGACUUCUCUGGUCGUGUGCUGCUGCGUCCUUGCGCUGCAAUGCCUCCCGAGCACGCUUUGUCUUCCAGUGCGGGGAUCCAGCAGGUACAAAGUGGCACCGGUCUCUGAAAAGUUCCCCGACGUGAAGAAGAAGGGAAAGGUUCCUCAUGCUCAGGAUUUAGUAAAGGAGACGAGUUUUCCGACCAACACCUCCAACAUGUGGAACCGGCCUCGCUGUGGUGUACCGGACUACACCGUCCAGAAGAAGGUGCAUUAUCGGGGAAGACACCGCCAGAGACGCUUCGUCCUGUACGGAGGACGUUUGGAGAAGACAGACCUCACCUACAGGAUCGUCAGGUUUCCCAGGCAGAUGGGGGAAGAAAAGGUUCGACGUGUCUUUCGGGAAGCGCUGAAAAUCUGGAGUGAUGUCACCCCGCUCACCUUCACCGAGAUCCACAGUGGAAGGGCCGACAUCCACAUCGAGUUCACAAGGUACUGGCAUGAUGACAACCUUCCCUUCGACGGCCCGGGUGGGAUUCUGGCUCACGCCUUCUUCCCCAAAACACACCGACAGGGCGACAUUCACUUUGACGACGAUGAGUCAUGGACCCUCGGAAACCACAUGGGCACAGACCUUCUCCAGGUUGCUGUCCAUGAGUUCGGGCACGUUCUGGGCCUGCAGCACUCCCGUGAGGCAGGAGCCAUCAUGUCCGCAUACUACUCCUUCUCCUACCCGCUGAAGCUGAGUGAGGAUGACAAGCAAGGCAUCCAGUACCUGUACGGAGCUCACCCACCAGUCCUGCCCUCACCGCCACCCCCACCCCCGCCUCCAGUUCCAUCUAACCCAGAGACCAAUGAGAUCGUCACUAAUCCCGACGCCUGCCAGACGGACUUUGAAGCUGUGUCUAUGAUCCGAGGGGAGCUGUUCUUCUUUAAGUCGGGCUAUGUUUGGCGAAUCAGGGACGGGCAUCUGGAGAGCGGUUACCCAGCGCUGGCGUCCCGUCACUGGAGGGGGAUUCCCGACAGCAUCGAUGCCGCCUUUGAAGACAAGUCAGGGAAUAUUUGGUUCUUUCAAGGUGAGAACUACUGGGUGUUCGAUGCUGAGAGGAAGAUCAGAGGGCCGGAGUCCAUCAGGAGUUUGGGUCUGUCAGAGUCCGGGUUCCAGGCGGCUCUGCGCUGGGGCCACGACUCCAACUACAACACUUACUUCUUCAAGUCAGGCAGCUACUGGAGGUUCAGCCCCCGCGAGAACCGCGUUGAGUCCGCCUACCCGCGCAGCAUGCAGGACUGGAGCGGCAUCCCAGACGAUGUAGACGCUGCUUUCAGGGACAUCUACGGCUAUGCUCACUUUAUCCGAGGACGACAGUACUGGAAAUUCGAUCCGGUUGGCAUGAACUCUUUGGAGGGCUACCCUCGCUACAUCGGCAUGGAUUUUUUCGGCUGUAGAAAUGUGUGAGUCUUUAACCUGCGGAGAAUCUGAUUAGGUUUUUUUUUUUCUUUUUUUUUUGACAAUGAAGAGGAGAGAAAACAGAUAAGUUUAUGUUCAAACGGAUGAGACGGUCUCCUUUAAUUCUGUUUAUACUUUACUCCAUUUAUUGAUGAUUGAUAUUGAUAUUGAUACACCUUCUUCUCAGGAAAAAACAAGGUUUGUUUCCUCAGACUUGGCACCUCCUGUGCAGCUAUACUCAUAUUUAUUUUGCACAUUUGUCAUCAUACAGCUGAGAUCUGGGCCCUGUAUUAAUGAUGUGUGAUACUGAUGUGAACUGCAUUGUUCUUACUUCCUGUUUUUGAGCCUGAAAUCUAGAUUUUUGACUGAUUUUGGUUCCCAGACGGAACCAGUACAGACAGACUCCUUGUAGUGGAUGUUUUCCAUUUUUUAAUGGAUGGACUUGCUGAUCCUCAAGUGUUCGAAGAGUGACAUCAAACUUAUAGCUGCGGAAGGUAGAUUUGUUUGUUAGCUGCUGUCGAUGGCGGUGAACCUUUAAUACUGUAACUUUAAACCUAGAAAUCAUUCAACAUGUCCGUAAACAACAUUUUUAGCUACACUUUGUUCUUUUGAGAAUGUGAUCACACAUGCAGUUGAUUUUCCUGCUGACCUGACUCACACUGACCAUGAAUCAUAACAAGUCACAUUGUUUUCAGUUGGCUUAUAGUCUUAUAACCUGCAUAAAGAUUAUUUGUGACACAGUUGUAACUUUGAUAGAGCAUUAUGGACUUGUGUGUGUGUGUUUGUGCUCUUUAUCAGCUGAAUGUCUCCUGCUCAGCCUUUUAAAGAGGUUUUGGGGGUUUCGUGUCGGCAAAUAAAUCUCUCAGGCAGCACUCACUCCUGCGCUGUGUAGUGUCACCAGUAAUCAAAUUUCCAUCCUUAUGUAGCAAA